Molecule: messenger RNA, 2904 nt
Organism: Fusarium graminearum PH-1
Lineage: Eukaryota; Fungi; Ascomycota; Sordariomycetes; Hypocreales; Nectriaceae
Exons: 4
Coding region: 1-2904 (967 amino acids)
Molecular function (GO): magnesium ion binding; thiamine pyrophosphate binding; carboxy-lyase activity
Source: RefSeq, a predicted model, not a curated record
AUGAAGAACCCAUCCUGCAGUCAGGACACCUUCUACUCUCGUAUCGAACCUGCUAGUCCAAGCUUGGUCUCAAGAGAGCCGUCUCCGGAGUUGCGUAUACCAACCAAUCAGAGGCAGGUCGAAAUUCAAAGACGUACUCAGAGUCAUAAGUCACAUAAGAGACAAGGCGGUUUGAGGUUGGCUGCGGUGAACGGGGAUGUUCCGGUGGAAGGUGACGUUGACAACGCAAACCCGAGGCAGAUGCAGGUCGGACAAGAGAACUUUCCAAAGCGAGUCAAAGUCAAACACGAUGGAGUGUUUCAUCCCAAAGAAUCAUCUCUGGGGAAGUUUGUUGCGGGUGUCUGGGAACAGAUACACUCUGGGGUGAUUCUUGAACCACAUGUUCUUACGGAGCAGGUUCAACUCACGUCUCGCUCGUCGGGGAACAGUCCUUCUGGGGAUCUUGUAUCGACAGCUCCGAGCAUACGUCCAGAUCAAACUUGGGAGUCUUUCAAUCGAAGCAACAUCUUCUGCCAAAGAGUCACCCAAGCGAGCCGCACAUGUCGUUCCAUCGAAGUCAUUGUCCAAGCGCGAUGGGUUGAGUUGUUUGACUCUUACGUCGAGUACCUUGCCAGCACGAAUCCAAACCUGUCUAUGACAAAAUGUCGUAUGAGAGCUAUAGCCGAGGCAUGCACCGACUUUGGUUGGACCGAGAAGGAACUUCGAAACAAGAUGGGUAUUUGGCGAGGGUACAAAGAGAUCAAGGAUGUCCUUGGCUGGGUUGCGUUGGUCUUUUCCGGAAUGGGACUUUAUCGGCUGUAUACUGCCUUGUGGGGAGCCGAUGAUCCUCGCUGGACACCGCCAUCAUCGGCUAUAUGCCUUUCCGGUAUCAAUGUUUGCGACUUAUGCAGCGAAGUACAAUCCAACGAAAGCGCGGUCAACGCCUGUAAAUGUUUCCCUAAUCUCUUUGGCGUGCCGAGGUUACCAAUCGCAGUCCAAGUCUUCUGCACAUCCAACGGUCGCAACAACGGCCUUCAAGCCCUGGUAGCGUUCGAAAGGGGCACUGCGAUUGGAGAGUUUGUCGGCUUGAUCACCAAAGAUAUCGAAGAACAAGACGUUAUGGAUAGUCAAGCGGGCGGAACAAGAUAUCAGAUCUGGCAGGGCAAGCAGGGUAACUUUACUCGAAAGAUCCCUCUAGCGUCAUAUCUAUUUACCCGCCUCAAACAAGCAGGCACUCGGCGCAUAUAUGGAGUCCCUGGUGACUUUACACUUAGAGCUCUCGAUCAUGUUCCCCGCAGUGGAAUCCAAUUCGUCGGAUGCUGCAAUGAGCUGAAUGCAGGAUAUGCCGCAGAUGGCUACGCCCGAGCCCAGCGUCAUCGUCUGCAGUCUGGUCUUGGUGCAUUGAUUACGACGUAUGGUGUAGGGGAGCUGAGUGCAGCCAAUGCCGUUGCUGGGAGUUACGCAGAGCAUUUGCCAGUCGUUCACAUUGUCGGAACACCAUCUCAGAAAGCACGACAGGUUUCGACUACCAGUGUUGGUGGACGGAGUCCGCAUUUGCAUAUUCAUCACACUCUAGCUGAUUCACGAAUUGGGGUGUUCCGGGAGAUUGCGGAGAAGUUUACUGUUGCACAGCUUGAUCUUUCGGGGGUCGAUGCUGAAGAUGUACCUACUAAAGUCGAUGAGGUACUCGCGAAGGCGCUGUAUCACAGUCGUCCGGUCUACGUGGAACUACCGUCGGAUGCGGUGGAAACUGUGGUAUCUUCAACCCUUCUUGAAAGACCAAUCGAGGAGAGACAUACCAUAAAUGAUGAAUCUAGCCACUUGGAGACAAGAGAAAUGGCCGACAGUCUCUUGCAAAGGCUUUAUGCUGCUAAGCGACCGUUGAUUCUAGUCGAUCGAGGUGAUGGAAUCGAAACGAUCCGACCCGACAUCAACGAAUUUGUGCAAAAGUCUGGUAUUCCAACACUGUCACUACCAUCAGGCGCCAGCAUGGUUAACAACUCGCUACCCAACUACUUCGGCGUGUAUUCCGGAUCGAUCGGUAUCGUUGACUUGACGUCUGCUGUAAAAUCAGCAGAUCUGGUCUUGGCUUUUGGGUGUCAGUUCUCAGAUACUCAGACGCUUGGCUGGGGUGUCGUACCUGAACGGAACAGCAUGAUCAUGAUAGGAAGAAAUAAUAUUGAGGAUCAUCAAACGGGUACAGGAGAGAUAUUGAGAAUGGUGACUGCAAAUCUUGACAAGCGUAGUCUCGCAGAGCAAGAUACAUCCUCGUGGGGGAACUUCCGCCACUUGCCUUCGCAGACAGUUGAGCCGGCAUCUCCCAUAAACCAGGACGAAUUCUACAUCCAUCUCAAUAAAUAUCUCAAGGAUGACGACAACAUCUUGUUAGGAAACGCAACGCCAAUCAUAGGUGGCCGAGAUUUCGUCCUUCCACCUUCUUCUCAGCUCAUUGCCUCCGGAAUGUGGUUCUCUAUCGGACACAUGCUCCCGGCUGCCAUGGGAGUUUCUCAAGCAAAGGCCGACCAGGGUUCAUCUGGCCGCACGAUUCUUCUCGACGGCGACGGAAGCUUCCAGAUGACGGCGCAAGAAUUAAGCACCAUUAUACACAAGCGCGUCAACAUGGUCGUCUUCAUUAUAAACAACAGUGGGUAUACGUAUGAGAGAUAUAUCCACGGCAUGGAUGAGGAGUACAAUGACGUUGCGCCUUGGAACUACAGUCUUGGACCGAAUCUUUUUGGCCAAGCCCCGGAUGGAUACCCGAUUCAGUCUUGCCGAGUACAUACCUGGAAAGAGCUAGACAGUGUUCUUAACUCUGAAGGAUUCUCGACCGGUAAAGGGUUGACGCUGGUUGACAUUGUUAUAGACAAGUACGAUAUAUCGGAAAGGGCAAAAGCCUUGUUUGAGUUGGUCAACAAGCAACUCUAA